Miscanthus lutarioriparius is the source of this 1239-nucleotide messenger RNA. Lineage: Eukaryota; Viridiplantae; Streptophyta; Magnoliopsida; Poales; Poaceae. The record is from the annotation of a GenBank genome assembly.
AUGGCGACGCCAACGGCCUCAUCCAACUUACCCCUCGCUACCGCUUCCGCCUCGACCUCCUUCCCCGACCGCUUCCUCCGCACGCCGUGCACGCUCCGGCGCCGCGCUUGGCCCCGCCUGCGGGCGGGCUCCGUCAAGGAGUGGCGCGAGUUCGAGGACGACGCGGGCGCCGUCAAGGAGUGGUGGGAGUUCGAGGACGCCGUCAGGAGGAAGGACCUCCCCCGCGCGCUCCGCUUCCUGCAGUCCGUGGAGCCCGCGGCUGUGGCAGCGCCGGGGACCGCGGCGGUGCAGGUCGCGGUCCCCGUGCCGCCGGGGCGUGACUGGGAGGUGCUCGACGCCUGCAUCGAUGCCGACGACAUGCGCCUCGUCGGCCGGGCAUACCAGUUCCUCGUCGACCGCGGGGUCCUCGCUGGCUUCGGCAAGUGCAAGAACAUCGUUCUGGAAGGGCCAAGAGAAGUGACACCAACGGUUUUGAAGGAGAUGACUGGUUUGGAAGCUGAAAAACUUGCGCCAAAGAAAUGGGGUAUUUCUGGAAGUUCUCCGUAUGUGCUCGUUGGAUUUCUUGGAGGUGUAUCCUUUCUACUAACACAAGGGGUUGAUCUACGGCCUAAAUUGGGUGCUGUAUUGGGAUUAGCAACAGCCGAUGCAUUGUUUCUUGGUGGUACUUGUCUCGCUCAAAUCUCAUGUUUCUGGCCUCCAUAUAAACGUCGGAUCCUUGUACACGAAGCAGGCCAUCUUCUUACCGCCUAUCUAAUGGGCUGCCCUGUACGAGGAGUCAUUUUGGAUCCAUUUGUGGCAUUGCGAAUGGGCAUCCAGGGCCAGGCAGGGACUCAGUUCUGGGAUGGAAAGAUGGAAAAAGAACUAGCCGAGGGUCAUCUAUCAAGUACUACAUUUGACAGGUACUGCAUGAUUCUGUUUGCCGGAAUUGCUGCUGAAGCACUUGUUUAUGGGGAGGCAGAAGGUGGAGAAAAUGACGAGAACUUAUUCAGGAGUUUGUGCAUUCUACUGAACCCACCGCUUUCUGUUGCACAGACCUUUAUGAUUCAUCAGUGUUUCUCCACUGCUUAUCAGAUGGCGAACCGAGCUCGUUGGUCAGUCAUGCAAUCUUAUAACCUCCUGAAGUGGCACAAGAAAGCUCAUAGAGCUGCAGUCAAAGCACUGGAAGACGGGCAUAGUCUCAGCAUUGUAAUCAGAAGGAUAGAAGAAGCCAUCGCCUCUGACAGAAAAUACGACCAUUAA